AGCUCGUGCUGGGCCCAAGGCGCAUGGACCCGUGGGCAGCGGGGCCCGCCUCGCGCGCGAGCGAGGCCCCAGCGGCGGAGUGCCCGCUGCCCCCGGCCUCCCUCGCGGUGCGGGCCUUCGUGGUGGGCGGCCCGCGCUCGGGCCAGUCGCGCGUGGUCGACCUCUGCUGCGGGGCCUCUGAGCUCGGGCGCGAGGGGCCGGGGCCCUGCUCCUGCGUGCUGCACGACCCGCUGCGCGGCGCCUGGUCGGUGGAGGUCUUCUUCUCGGAGGUGCCACCAGCGGCCUCGCUGGCCGAGUUCUGCGGCCUGGCCGCCGGCACGACGCGCGCCACGGCAUGUCUGCUGCUGGUGGUGGACUCCACGAGCGCGGCCAGCUUCCGGGCGGCGUGCGAGAGGGCGCCGUGGGCGGCGGCGGCUGGACACCUCCCCACCUUCGUGCUGAGUUCGGCCCCCGCCGCCAGCGGGGAGCGCCAGGCCCAGGUGGAAGAGAUGCC
This is a messenger RNA of Prorocentrum cordatum, 493 nucleotides long. The record is from the annotation of a GenBank genome assembly. NCBI's taxonomy places the organism in Eukaryota, Dinophyceae, Prorocentrales, Prorocentraceae.